CUUACAGCUGCAGAUACCUUCCCUCAUAAUGUGGCUUUCGGAUGUUAGGUGCCUUCUUCACGCUCCAAGAGGACCUGCCUCUUGUUAAAUGCUGAGCCUUCAAGAGGGUCCUUCUGGUUUUCGUGGGAGCAAAUAUAGACAGGGUUUGUUUUUCGUAAGUGUUUGUCCCAUUUUCGUGGAUUUCCAGAUCUGACUCUACAAAAUGAGUACACUUCAAUAGUUGUAUUCUUUGUUUUUGAAUCUAUUACUUACUUGAGAAAAUGGUUCCAAGAUUGGAUUUUUCUUCCUGGUGGACAAAGGAAACCCAGAAAGGAACGCCUGUGGUGGUGAAAAUGGAGAACCCCAGUUUCUCUGUUGUGGAGAUUACUAGUGCUGACGCUGCGUUUCAACCAGUAGAGAAAAGCAGAGGCAAGAAUGCUAAGCAAGUGACUUGGGUCUUGCUUCUCAAGGCUCAUCGUGCUGUAGGCUGUGUCACUUGGCUCGUCCAUGUUCUGUGGGCGUUGCUUGGAGGUGUUAAGAAGAGGAUGAUUUAUAGGCAAGGAGUGGAUGUGGAGAGGGACAAGUUAAUGAAGGGCAAGUUGCUAUUUAGGGUCAUUAGGGUAUUUUUAGUGACAUCCUUGGCGAUUUUGGCUUUUGAGAUUCUUGCUUACUUCCAAGGAUGGCAUUUUCGAAAUCCCAGAUUACACAUUCCUCGGACUUCUGGUUUGGAAGGGUUCCUUCAUGCGGUUUAUGUUGCUUGGUUAACAAUUCGUGCUGAGUACAUUGCUCCCCCAUUACAGGCACUUUCAAAGUUUUGUGUCGUUCUAUUUCUUAUCCAAUCCGUGGAUCGUAUGCUGCUUUGUUUGGGCUGCUUUUGGAUUAGAUACAAGAAGAUUAAGCCAACGAUUGAUCAGGAUGCUUUCAAAAUUGAUGAUAUUGAAGGAUCUGCAUAUGAUUAUUAUCCCAUGGUUCUUGUGCAAAUUCCUAUGUGUAACGAGAGGGAGGUGUAUGAACAGUCUAUUUCUGCAGUCUGCCAAAUUAAUUGGCCAAGGGACCGUCUACUGGUUCAGGUUCUUGAUGAUUCUGAUGAUGAGAGCAUACAGUGGUUAAUCAAGGCUGCGGUCACUAAGUGGAGCCAAAAAGGAAUCAACAUAAUCUAUCGGCAUCGCUUAUUGAGGACGGGCUAUAAAGCUGGCAAUCUUAAGUCUGCUAUGAGCUGUGACUAUGCGAAGGAUUAUGAAUUUGUAGCAAUUUUUGAUGCAGACUUCCAACCAAAUCCUGAUUUUCUCAAACAAACGCUGCCAUAUUUCAAGAACAAUCCCGAACUAGGUUUGGUCCAAGCUAGAUGGGCUUUUGUAAACAAGGAAGAGAACUUGUUGACUCGGCUCCAGAAUAUUAACUUAUCCUUCCAUUUCGAGGUGGAGCAGCAAGUCAAUGGGAUAUUUCUUAACUUUUUUGGUUUCAAUGGAACUGCCGGGGUUUGGAGAAUCAAAGCUCUAGAGGAGUCUGGGGGCUGGCUCGAGAGGACCACGGUAGAAGAUAUGGACAUUGCUGUACGAGCUCAUCUCAAUGGCUGGAAAUUCAUCUUCCUGAAUGAUGUAAAGGUGCUUUGUGAAGUUCCUGAGUCCUAUGAAGCUUAUUGGAAGCAGCAACACCGCUGGCAUUCUGGCCCUAUGCAACUUUUUAGAUUGUGCCUUCCAGCAAUUUUAAGAUCUAAGGUAUCCGCGUGGAAGAAAGCAAAUUUAAUACUGCUAUUCUUCCUGUUGAGGAAACUCAUUCUUCCAUUUUACUCCUUCACCUUGUUUUGCAUAAUUCUCCCUCUAACCAUGUUUGUCCCAGAGGCAGAACUUCCUCUUUGGGUGAUCUGCUAUGUGCCUGUAUUCAUGUCCUUCCUCAACAUUCUGCCAGCCCCGAAAUCUUUCCCUUUUAUCGUCCCCUAUCUCCUCUUCGAAAACACCAUGUCUGUCACUAAAUUCAAUGCAAUGGUAUCUGGACUCUUUCAAUUGGGCAGCUCUUAUGAAUGGGUUGUAACCAAGAAGGCUGGGAGAUCAUCAGAGUCUGAUCUACUUGCUGCUGAUAAAGAAGCAAAACCGACGCAACAAAUAACAAUCUGUGGAAGAUCUUCUGAGUGUGAACUUGGCAAAACGAACCAAAUUAAGGACCAAAAAGACGCUGUUGCAUCGCCUGUAAAGAAAGCUAAUAAAAUAUAUGUAAAAGAGCUGACUUUGGCAUUCCUCCUACUCACAGCUUCAGUCAGGAGUCUUUUAUCAGCACAAGGAGUUCACUUUUACUUUUUGCUCUUUCAAGGGGUUACCUUCCUCCUUGUGGGCCUUGAUCUAAUCGGAGAGCAGAUGAGCUAGGCUUUGAUUCAUUACACAAACCCUGCUUCUAUAGAGCCAAAUUGCAUUCUAGCAGCAAGAUACUGCAUGCAGUUGAUGAAAGACUACACUUUUCGUCUUCUCAUGUUUGUAGUAAAUUUUUACCGUCCAUCUGGACAAAGGAACACAGCAAAUACCCUCAUUUGCACAACUCACCCCUCCAGGAUUGUAGGGAAUCUCUUUCAUAGGUAUUGAAUUCUUGUUGGCAGUUGCAGGGAGCUGCAAAAAUUUAUGAUCUCUUCUUACAUGCUCUUUAGUCAAUAUCUGUCCUUGAAAUUCAAGACACUUAGUUUCCGUGGAAGCCCGAUGUUGCUUGUUGUGUUUCUGUUACUGUUUCGAAAUAUUUUGCUUUCAUUUUUCCAAUGAUGGAUUGGACAAGCCAAACAUAUAUCUGUAAAUGAGUUCCGUUUAUCUAAUAUGAACUUUAUUUGCCCA
Messenger RNA from Prosopis cineraria, 2792 nucleotides. RefSeq names its product probable xyloglucan glycosyltransferase 5. Gene Ontology annotation, cellular component: Golgi apparatus. Bases 261 to 2339 code for a protein of 692 amino acids. The record is from RefSeq and is a predicted model, not a curated record. Gene Ontology annotation, molecular function: glycosyltransferase activity. Lineage: Eukaryota; Viridiplantae; Streptophyta; Magnoliopsida; Fabales; Fabaceae. The transcript is spliced from 5 exons.